CAUUUCACCAUUGAGACAACUGUGUGUAACUCCCCUAUCUUGAUACUUAGCUUCCACACUCCCAUUCUCUCCUUCACCAUUCUUACGCGAUCUCUUCUAAGCUUUCUCCAACUCAACUUCUUCAGCAACUUCCUAUCUCUCUCUGUCUCAGUAAAAUCUCAGAGCGGGACAGAGAGAGUAAUACUUCUAGGGUUUCGUUUGAGCUAAUCCUGAGUUGAUUCAUAGGCCAAAUCUGAAGGGAGCUGUUUGUAUGCUCGCGAUGCGACAACUAAACAGUUAAAAGCACCGGGAAAUAUGCCUUCAUGGUGGGGAAAGUCAACUUCGAAGGAAGCAAAGAAGAAAGUGACCAAAGAAAGUUUUAUUGAUACAUUGCAUCGCAAAUUUAAAAGUCCAAGUGAAGCUAAGUCUCCAAGUAAAUCAGGAGGAUCUCGAAGACAUAGCAGUGACAUUGCUUUUGAGAAGGGUUCUCAGUCCCAAGCACAGUCAAGGUCGUCAUCACCUUCCAAGCAUGUCUUGAGAUGUCAAAGCUUUGCUGAAAGUGCUCUAGCCCAGCCACUUCCACUUCCAGGUCUGCCAACAGCAAGCGUAAUCCGGACAGACUCUGGACUCAGUCAAUCAGCAAGACCCAGAACAGAGAAGGGCUCAAAGCCAUCCCUGUUUCUGCCUCUCUCAAAGCCUGCAUGCAUCAGGCACAGACUGGACCCUGCAGAUGCCGAUGGAGAGCUUGUUUUUGCAUCAGUUUCAAGUGAGUGCUCUAUUGAGAGUGAUGAUCCGAGUGAUUCACGUCAACGUAGUCCACUAGCAUCUGAUUUUGAAACUGGCAACCGGGCUGCCUUGGGUAGCCCUUACAGUUUGCCUGUUAAGGAUCAGUCUGCUGUUGGACAAAUAAGCACAAAAGACACAACUGAACCAGUUAAUCUUUCUCCCAGUAGACGUGUCUCCUCUCGAUCUCCUAAGAGACGACCACUAAAUAGCCACUUGCCCAGUAUACAGAUCCCUUCUCAUGGUGGCCUCUUCAGUGCUCCUGUUAGUUCUAUAUCAAGUCCUUCUAGAAGCCCAAUGAGAGCUGCUGGCUGCGAGCAAAUUACUAGUUCUACUUUGUGGGCAGGAAAGACUUAUCCGGAUCUUCCUUUACUUGGAUCUGGCCAUUGUUCAAGCCCAGGGUCUGGUCAGAAUUCUGGACAUAAUUCCAUGGGAGGAGAUAUGGCAGCGCAACUGUUUUGGCAGCCUAGUAGAGGGAGCCCAGAGUACUCUCCAAUUCCUAGUCCCAGGAUGACAAGUCCUGGACCUAGCUCAAGAAUUCACAGUGGCGCUGUCACACCAAUUCAUCCUAGGGCUGGAGGUGGAGCAUCUGAACUGCAGACUAGUUGGCUUGAUGAUGCAAAAUCAGAAAGUCAUCCUUUGCCCCGUCCUCCUAUAACAAUUUCCAACACUUCACCCUUUUCUCAUUCCAAUUCAGUUGCAACAUCUCCCUCAGUGCCACGAAGCCCUGGCAGAGCAGAUAAUCUUUCUAGCCCUGGAUCUCGCUGGAAAAAGGGGAAGUUGCUUGGUAGAGGCACAUUUGGACACGUUUAUGUUGGUUUUAAUAGUGAUAGUGGAGAAAUGUGUGCAAUGAAGGAGGUGACCCUAUUUUCGGAUGACUCAAAGUCAAAGGAAAGUGCAAAGCAGUUGGCACAGGAGGUUGCGUUGUUGAGCCGAUUAAGACAUCCAAAUAUUGUCCAGUAUUAUGGGUCAGAGAUGGUUCCUGAUAAACUUCAUAUCUACUUGGAAUAUGUCUCUGGUGGGUCCAUUUACAAGCUUUUACAAGAAUAUGGUCCAUUUGGAGAAACAGCAAUCCGUAGUUACACUCAGCAAAUUCUAUCGGGGCUUGCAUAUUUACAUGCUAAAAGCACUGUGCAUAGAGAUAUUAAAGGGGCAAAUAUUCUUGUUGAUCCAAAUGGGCGCAUAAAGUUGGCAGACUUUGGAAUGGCGAAGCAUAUCACAGGGCAAUCUUGUCCAUUAUCAUUCAAAGGAAGUCCUUACUGGAUGGCCCCCGAGGUAAUAAAGAACUCCAGUGGCUGCAACCUUGCUGUUGAUAUAUGGAGUCUUGGAUGCACUGUCUUAGAAAUGGCUACAUCAAAGCCUCCUUGGAGCCAGUAUGAAGGAGUUGCUGCCAUGUUUAAGAUUGGGAACAGUAAAGAACUCCCAGCAAUCCCGGAACACCUUUCAGACGAGGGAAAAGAUUUUGUGAGGAAGUGUUUACAGCGUGAGCCACGAAGUCGUCCUACUGCUGCUGAGCUAUUGGAGCAUCCUUUUGUUAAAGAUGCUGCCCCUCUGGAAAAGCCAAAUAUAUUUCCUGCAUCUUUCAAUCCUCCUUGUGCAGCUGCAAAUGGGGUAAAACUUCUGGGCAUUGGAUCUGCAAGAAAUUAUCCUACGUUGGAAUCAGAAAAGCUUGGAAUCCACUCAUCUAGAGCAUCAAGAUCUAAUUUUCACUGCAGGGACAUCCACAUUCCGAAAAACAUAUCUUGCCCUGUCUCCCCAAUUGGUAGCCCUCUUUUACAUCCAAGGUCACCUCAAAACCUAAACGGGAGGAUGUCUCCCUCGCCUAUAUCAAGCCCUCUCAAUACAUCUGGCUCAUCAACACCAAUCUCUGGAGGUAAUGGUGCUAUCCCAUUUCGUCACAUGAAUCAGUCAGUUUACUUGCAAGAGGCCAGAACAGUUCCAAGUAGUCCCUAUAUGAACGGUCCUUCUUACUGGGAUCCUGAUGCUUUACGAGCGACGCCAUUAGGAUCUCGUGCUUUCCAAGAAUUGGCAUCCUUCGAGGAUGAUGCUCCGGGAAAGCAGUUUGGGAGGCCUGCCACUGGAGAACUUUGCAAUGCGCAAUCAGCCUUGGCCAAUCGGGUGUCCCAGCAACUUUUGAGGGAUCAUGUGAAAUUGAUUUAUUCAGUAGAUCUCAAUCCUUGCCCUCCCUUGUCAAGUCGCACGGGUGGAACAUGAUAUGUAUUUUCGGACAUAUUAAUGGAGAACUUCAAAGUUUCAGUGUUACUGGGUUUUCUGAGUAAAUCUGCUAUAUCUUGGCAUGUUUGAAGGAAGCUGUUUUGCACAAUAACGAUUUCCUAAGAGGAGAAACUAGGAAAUGCAGUGGCAGAACUUCAUUAUCUAUUGUCAGAUUGAUCAACCUGAUUUCCCCCACAUGCUCUUUGAGUCUAGUGUUCCAAUGAUGAAGCACUUCCCAAUGAGAAUAUGUUGACCCUGUCACCAAUAUCAUUUCUCGGCAUAUAGGGUCUUGUCCAAAGAUGUAUGCCUGAUUAGACUUAACAUGAGCCACAGAACUAAUGAUUCAUUUGCUUUUUGAGGUUGGCUUCCAGUUAUUCAAUGUACAGCUGAUCCUUCAUCAAGACAUUAAUGGCACCAAACUUGUAUAUUUAUGCUGUCCCAUAGAAGAUAGAAAAGAGUAAGCCUGGAACUGAAGCAGGUAGAGUCCUUUUUCUUUUUGCCUUUCCCCUUUCCGAGGGGGGUUCUUGUACAGCAAGCAAACAAUGUAUUGGAAUAUUCCAGGUACUGUUGAUUGAACAAUCAAAGGAAGAUAUUUGCUUUCUGUAGCUUCAA
Molecule: messenger RNA, 3588 nt
Organism: Nicotiana attenuata
Lineage: Eukaryota; Viridiplantae; Streptophyta; Magnoliopsida; Solanales; Solanaceae
Product: mitogen-activated protein kinase kinase kinase YODA-like
Exons: 12
Coding region: 295-2976 (893 amino acids)
Biological process (GO): protein phosphorylation
Molecular function (GO): protein kinase activity; ATP binding
Source: RefSeq, a predicted model, not a curated record